CUUCCUGGUUGAGCUCCAGAAGGCGGAGUACUAACAGGUCAGAGUUUCUUUAAGCCAUUCCUGUCUCUCCUGGCAGAACUUUUUUAUCCUGGCGUGGAUUCUACCUGUUUCACAAGAUGUUUUUCAUUUAAGUCAGUUUAGUUUUUGUGAGAUGAAGCGAGGGGAAUGGAUUUGUACGCCUGUACGGGACAGCUCGCGCGGGAUCCUACUGUAUCAGGAAGAGUUUUAAGACCCAAGGAGUGUAUCGAGUGAUCACGAAAAAAUUACCGCAGCACGGCCACAACUUAUUAGUGUUUUUAUUUAUUUUUUAUUUAUUUAUUUUUUUUAAUGAGUGCAUCGCUUUUCUAACACCAACACGAUGUCGGAUUCUAUGUCAAGUUUCCUUCACAUAGGGGACAUUGUGUCUCUCUAUGCAGAAGGUACAGUUAAUGGCUUUAUAAGCACUCUGGGGUUGGUAGAUGACCGCUGUGUUGUGGAACCAGCAGGUGGAGACCUGGAUAACCCUCCCAAGAAAUUUAGAGACUGCUUGUUCAAGAUUUAUCCGAUGAACCGCUAUUCUGCCCAGAAGCAAUACUGGAAAGCAAAGCAGGCCAAACAUGAGAAAGACAAGAUUGGCGACCUUGUACUUCUUCAAAAACUGCAGCAUGCCUCCAAUCUGGAACAGAAGCAGAAUGAAGCAGAAAAUAAAAAGGUCCAUGGUGAUGUAGUUAAAUACGGCAGCGUUAUUCAGCUAUUGCACAUGAAGAGCAAUAAGUAUCUGACAGUUAACAAGCGCUUGCCGGCUCUGCUUGAGAAAAACGCCAUGAGGGUCAGUCUGGAUAGUACGGGUAAUGAAGGAGCCUGGCUGUUCAUCCAGCCGUUCUGGAAGCUCAGAGCAAAUGGAGACAAUGUGGUGGUUGGUGAUAAAGUCAUUCUGAACUCAGUUAAUGCUGGACAGCCUCUUCACGCCAGCAACUAUGAGCUCCUUGACCACACUGGAUGCAAAGAGAUCAACUCUGUAAAUGGCAACACUAGCUGGAAGAUCAGCCUGUUUAUGAUGUUCAAUGACCACAGAGAUGAAGUUCUUAAAGGAGGUGAUGUUGUCCGACUUUUCCAUGCCGAGCAAGAGAAGUUUUUGACCUGUGAUGCCUACAAGGGCAAGCUGCAUGUCUUUUUGCGCACAACAUUGCGUCAGUCGGCUACGUCAGCCACCAGUUCUAAUGCAUUAUGGGAAGUGGAGGUGGUUCAUCAUGACCCGUGUCGAGGAGGAGCAGGACACUGGAACAGUCUCUACCGUUUCAAACAUCUGGCCACAGGCCAGUAUCUUGCAGCAGAGGAAAACCCAGGAUACAAAGGAGAUGUCCCUGAAGUACAACCAGCGGACACCAGUCGCAACAGCAAGAAGAGCCUGGGAGAAUGGAUUAAAUAUAAACUUGUUGCAGUGCCUCAUGGAAAUGACAUUGCCUCUCUAUUUGAACUGGACCCCACAACGUUGCAGAAGACUGACUCAUAUGUCCCAAGAAACUCCUAUGUACGUUUCCGACAUCUUUGCACAAACACGUGGAUCCAGAGCACAAAUGUGCCCAUUGACAUUGAUGAAGAGAGGCCCAUUCGCCUGAUGCUAGGAACUUGUGCCACUAAAGAGGACAAAGAGGCAUUUGCCAUCGUCUCUGUGCCCACCAUGGAAAUUCGAGAUCUUGACUUUGCUAACGAUGCCAGUGCCAUGUUGAGCACAGUGGUGGAGAAACUGAAUGCUGGGUAUCUCUGUCCAAAUGAUAGGAGAUAUGCCAUUAAGUUGCUGGAAGACCUUGUGUUUUUUGUGGUGGACCAGUCGAACACCGGGCAGCCUGUGCUGGAUGUGGUGAUGCUCAAAGCCAACCGUGAGAGACAGAAACUAAUGCGGGAGCAGCAUAUUAUUAAACAGAUAUUUGGGAUAAUUAAGACUCCGUUUAAAGAAAGAGGAGAAGAACCCCCUUUGUUGAAAUUGGAGGAACUAGCUGAUCAGAAGAAUACUCCAUAUCAGUACAUGCUUCGGUUGUGCUACAGAAUCCUUCGCCACUCCCAGGAGGAGUACCGUAAAAACCAGGAGGACAUAGCCAAGCAGUUUGGCUUAAUGCAGUCUCAGAUCGGCUAUGACAUUCUGGCUGAGGACACGAUCACAGCCCUGCUGCAUAAUAACCGCAAGCUACUGGAGAAACACAUCACUAAAACUGAGGUUGAGACCUUUGUCAACCUGGUGCGCAGAAACAGGGAGCCCAGGUUUCUGGACUACUUGUCAGACCUGUGUGUAUCAAAUUAUGUUGCCAUCCCAGUGACACAGGAGCUGAUCUGCAAGUGUGUGCUAGAUCCCCAAAACCAGGAUAUUCUAAUCAAAACAGAACGACGCCCUGCUAAGGCUAGCCAUCACACGUCUGAAUAUAUAGAGGACUAUACAGAGGAAAAUGAGGUAUGGUUGGUCUGGACUGAUAAAUCCAGUGAGACUCAUGCAAAAAGCGUUCGUCAGCUUGCACAUGAGGCGAGACAAGGAAAUACACAUGAUGAGAGUGUGCUGACAUACUACAGGUAUCAGCUGAAGCUGUAUGCUCAGAUGUGUUCAGACCGUCAGUAUCUGGCUAUUGAUGAGAUCUCAAAGUAUCUGGAUGUGGAUCUGAUUUUCCUCUGCAUGAUGGACGAGACUCUUCCAUAUGACCUGCGUGCCUCUUUCUGUAGACUGAUGCUGCAUGCCCAUGUAGACCGUGACCCCCAGGAGCUUGUGACUCCCGUGAAGUAUGCGCGGCUCUGGACUGAGAUCCCCACCUCCAUCAGCAUCAAGGAUUAUGAUUCUCAUAUGGACUACUCAAGAGACAACAAGAAGAACAAGUUUGCAAACACCAUGGCUUUUAUGGAGGAGUAUCUCAACAACGUUCUUAAUGAUGUCUUGCCUUUUGCUGAUGAAGAGAAAAAUAAAUUAACAUAUGAGGUGGUGAACCUAGCCAGACAUCUGAUCUACUUUGGCUUCUAUAGCUUCUUUGAGCUGUUACGUCUGACACGCACACUUCUGGGUAUCAUUGACUGUAUUCCCAACACUGCGGUAGCCGCUCCUACGUUCAGUGAUGAUGGCACCAGUAAGAAUAUCCGCCGCUCCAUCCAUGGAAUGGGCCAGAUGAUGUCCACCAUGGUGCUGAGCAGAAAGCAGUCCAUGAUGCUUACUGGUGGCCGUAACAUGAUGGAAGGUCAGGCGGGCACUAAGGACAGUAUUGACAACCAGGACGUCACAGUCAUGGACACCAAACUGAGGAUUCUGGAAAUUUUACAGUUCAUCCUGAAUGUGCGACUGGACUACAGACUCUCCUUCAUGCUCUCCGUCUUUAAGAAGGAGUUUGUGGAGCUGUAUCCCAUGGCAGAUGCAGAUGCAACCUCAGCGAUGGAGAAUGCAGCAACCAUCAACCUGCAGUUCAUAGGAGAACAGGCAGAGGCCAUGUUUGGAGUUGGGAAAGCGAACAGCAUAUUAGAAGUAGAUGAUGAGGGAGGACGGAUGUUUCUGCGUGUACUGAUUCAUCUCAUCAUGCAUGAUUACCCUCCACUGGUCUCUGGGGCACUGCAGCUCCUCUUCAAACACUUUAGCCAGAGACAGGAAGUCCUACAAACCUUUAAACAAGUCCAGCUCCUAAUUUCUGAGCAGGAUGUGGACAACUACAAGCUCAUCAAAAGCGAUUUGGACCGUUUGCGCACCAUAGUAGAAAAGUCCGAGCUCUGGGUGGUCAAGAAAAGCGGCUCAGACAAGAAGAAAGACAAGAAGAAAGAUAAAAAAGACAAGGAUGAUAAAAAAGACAAGGAGGAGAAACAAACCAAGGAUGAUAAAAAAGACAAGGAUGAUAAAAAAGUCAAGGAAGAGAAAAAGGAUAAGGAUGGAAAAAUGGACAAGGAAGAGAAAAAAGACAAAGAGGGAAAGAAGGACAAGGAAGAGAAAAAGGAUAAAAAAGAUACGGCCUCCGCUGAAACCGCUGACCCCGGCCCUUCCAAAGAAAAACUUGAGAAGAGCAAUGAAAGCUAUCAAAAUGUCAAGGAGAUCCUAGAGCGCUUAAAUAAGAUGUGCAGCUCUGGGGUGUUUAAGAAGCAGCAAAGGCUUCUGAAAAACAUGGGUGCACAUAAAGUCAUGUUGGACCUGCUGCAGGUCUCUUAUGACCGGAGUGACAAGAAAAUGCAAGAGCUCAUUAAGUUCACCCACCUUUUCCUGCAGAAGUUCUGCACUGGAAACCAAGAAAAUCAAGUUCUCCUCCACAAACAUCUUACCCUCUUUCUUACCCCUGGAGUUCUGGAAGCAGAGACAAUGCAACAUAUCUUCAGUAAUAACUACCAGCUUUGCACAGAGAUCAGUGAGAAUGUCCUCCAGCACUUCAUGAAAUGCCUGGCCACUCAUGGGCGCCAUGUGCAGUACCUAAACUUUCUGCACACCAUCAUCAAAGCUGAGGGGAAGUAUGUGAAGAAAUGCCAAGAUAUGAUCAUGACAGAGUUAUCAAAUGCAGGUGAUGAUGUUGUGGUCUUCUACAAUGAUAAUGAGUCUUUUGCCAAAAUGCUGGACCUCAUGAUUGAGUCAAGAGAAGGGGUGCAGGAGAACAGCCCACUCUGCUACCAUAUUUCUCUGGUGGAGCUGCUGGCUGCAUGUGCUGAGGGCAAAAAUGUCUACACUGAAAUCAAAUGCACCUCACUGCUGCCUUUGGAGGACAUUGUUAGAGUCGUCACACAUGAGGACUGCAUCACAGAGGUGAAAAUUGCCUAUGUAAAUUUCGUCAACCACUGCUAUGUGGAUACAGAGGUGGAAAUGAAGGAGAUCUACACCAGCAACCACAUAUGGAACCUAUUUGACAAUUUUCUCAUAGACAUGGCUAGGAUGUGUAUUAACCGUGAGAAGCGCCUGCAAGACCCAGUGCUGGAGAAGUAUGUCAUACUGGUUGUGCUGGAUACUAUAAAUGCCUUCUUCAGCUCACCUUUCUCUGAAAAUAGCACCUCUCUACAGUCUCAUCAUGAUAUGGUGAUAAAGUUGCUGCAGUCUACAAUGCGCCUGAUGGACUGUUCCUGGCUUCAGGCCCAGCAAAAGACACUAGUGGACGGCUGCAUUCGAACUCUAUCUGUGACUGCUAAGACCCGAUCAAUCUGUCUGCCGGUGGAUUUAGAAGCUCUUGUAAAUGUGAUGCUGAACAACAAUUCAGUGAAUGCUCUGGCCCGUGCCAACCUCAACUACAAGAGUAGCACUCGAUCUACGCGACCUACUGGCUCCAGCAACCCAUGGGACUAUAAAAACAUCAUUGAGAAGCUGCAGGAUGUCAUUAACACACUGGAGGAUCGGUUAAUGCCACUGGUUAAUGCAGAGUUGUCUGUAUUAGUGGACGUCCUACACCAGCCUGAGCUGCUCUUUCCAGAGGGCUCUGAUGCUCGUAACCGUUGUGAAUCUGGAGGCUUCAUUUCCAAACUAAUUCAGCACACCAAAGCCCUGAUGAGCUCUGAUGAGAACCUCUGCAUCAAGGUGCUUAAGACACUACAGGAGAUGCUCAUUCGCAACAUGGACUUUGAUGAGAAGGGGAUAUCCUUGAGAAAGGUGUUGCUGCAAAAUUACCUCUUUAACAAAAAGACCAUGAAAGCUGAUCUUGUUGAACAUGGAGCUGGAGGUGCAGAGGCAGAGAGAGACUGGGCUGCUGUGGCUGCAAUACAGUGUCGUCUGGAUAGAGAAGGUGGCACUAAACUGUUUACAGACAUCAUUACAAGCUCCAAAAAUGAGAAAAUCUUCCAGGAGAGCAUCCAGCUAGCCAUCUGUCUGUUAGAGGGAGGCAACACUGAAAUACAGAACUCCUUUUACAAACUAAUGAUGGGGGACAACAAGUCUGAGAAGUUCUUUAAAGUCUUCUAUGAUCGUAUGAAAACUGCACAGUUGGAUGUCAAAGCCACCACCUCAGUCAAUGUGGGUGAAAUGAGCCACAAAGCCAAAGAUGAAAAAGAUCUGGAACCAGGAGCCCAUGCAGCAUAUCCAGCAGGAGAAGCAGCCCAAUAUGGCCAGAAUGCCACUGCCCUGGCUCCAGCUAACCAGGCUAAGCAGCAGGAGGUGGACACUGAGAUGGGCCCCUCUGUCUUGAUCAUGAAGCCUAUUCUACGCUUUCUUCAACUGCUCUGUGAAAAUCACAACCAAGACUUACAGAAUUUCCUUCGCUGUCAGAACAACAAGACAAAUUAUAACCUGGUCUGUGAGACACUUCAGUUCUUGGACAUCAUGUGUGGGAGCACUACAGGGGGCCUGGGCCUACUGGGUCUCUACAUCAAUGAGAACAAUGUAGAGCUGAUCACACAGACAUUGGAGACACUCACAGAGUAUUGCCAGGGACCAUGUCAGGAGAACCAGACAUGCAUCGUAACUCAUGAGUGCAACGGAAUUGACAUAAUCACUGCCUUGAUUUUGAAUGACAUUAGCCCUCUAUGCCGCUACCAGAUGGAGUUGGUGCUCCAGCUUAAGGACAACGCCUCCAAACUAUUACUUGCUCUAAUGGAGAGCCGGCAUGACAGUGAGAAUGCAGAGAGGAUUCUGAUUAACCUUCGACCCGCGGAACUGGUUGAAGUGAUAAAGAAGGCUUAUCUGCAGGAGACUGAUUGUGAGGAUACAGAGGUGUCACCCAGGGAAGUCGGUCACAACAUUUACAUCCUGGCACUACAGUUGGCACGACACAAUAAGACUCUCCUUAAUCUGUUGAAACCACCAAAAAAGACAAAAGAAGAGCUUGAGGAGGGCAUCUCAUCUAUGCUUAGUCUGAACAACAGAGGAUUCUCACAAAUGCUGAAGUCCUCAGCUCCAGCACAGGUUAAUCAGGAAGAGCCACUGGAGUUUUAUGCCAAACACACUGCACAGAUCGAGAUAGUUCGUGAGGAUCGCAGCAUGGAGCAAAUUGUGUACCCUGUUCACCCCAUCUGUGAGUACCUGACAGAAGAGUCGAAGGUCCGCGUCUUCACCACCACAGAGCUUGAUGAGCAGGGCAGCAAGGUCACACACUUUUUUGAGCAGACCUCCUUCCUGCAUAAUGAGAUGGAGUGGCAGAAGAAGCUACGCAGUAUGCCAGUGCUGUUCUGGUUCUCUGGGCGCAUGUCAGUAUGGGGCAGCAUCUCAUUCAACCUGGCUGUCUUCAUCAACCUCAUCAUUGCCUUAUUCUACCCAUUUGAAGAUGGCCAAACUUCCAUUGAUUCUUCAAUAUUGUACAUGUUGUUCUGGAUCUUUUCUGGCCUGUCUGCUUUGGGUCUGUUGUCUCAUCGCUAUGGACCACAGCUUGUCUCUGUGGCUGCCAUCCUGCGCAGCAUCUACCACUUUGACAUUGGCCCUACUCUCUUCCUGCUUGGAAUGAUCAACCUCAUCAAUAAGAUUGUGUACGUUGUGAGCUUUGUGGGUAAUAAUGGUACAUUUAUCAUGGGUUACAAAGCCAUGGUGAUGGAUGUAGAGUUUCUGUACCAUCUGGGCUACGUGUUCACCUGCACACUAGGACUUUUUGUCCAUGAGCUCUUCUACAGCCUUAUGUUAUUUGACCUGAUCUACCGUGAGGAAACCCUUUUCAAUGUCAUCAAGAGUGUGACGCGUAAUGGACGCUCCAUUCUCCUGACUGCAGUGUUGGCCAUCAUUCUGGUCUACCUCUUCUCCAUUGUGGGAUUUCUUUGCCUCAGAGAUGACUUCAUCAUGGAGGUGGAUCGUUUACCUUCUGCUGAUGCAGAUUCUGGGGGGAGCUGCGGUGCAGAUGGAGUGGAUUGCAAUGAAGAAACUGGACUUAUAGCAACAUCAGAUGAAGAAGAUAACACAGAGCGAGCGUGUGACACACUAUUUAUAUGUAUAACCACUGUGCUGAAUCAUGGCCUACGGAAUGGUGGAGGUGUAGGAGAUGUCCUACGCAAACCCUCAAAAGAUGAGCCGCUGUUCCCUGCACGUGUGAUAUACGAUCUUCUCUUCUACUUUAUUGUCAUCAUCAUUGUACUGAACUUGAUCUUUGGUGUGAUUAUUGACACCUUUGCUGACCUGCGUAGUGAGAAGCAGAAGAAAGAGGAGAUCUUGAAGACCACCUGCUUCAUCUGCGGUCUUGAGAGGGACAAGUUUGACAAUAAGACAGUGUCUUUUGAGGAGCACAUCAAAUUAGAGCACAACAUCUGGAACUACCUUUACUUCAUUGUACUUGUGCGGGAGAAGAACAAAACUGAUUACACUGGCCCAGAGAGCUAUGUGGCCCAUAUGAUAAAGAACAAGAACCUAGAUUGGUUCCCACGCAUGCAGGCCAUGUCUCUGGUUGUGACUGAAGGAGAAGGGGAGCAGAAUGAGAUGAGGAUCCUACAGGACAAACUCUCGAACACCAUGAAAGUGGUCACACACCUCAGUGGCCAGUUAACGGAGCUCAAAGAACAGAUGACAGAGCAAAGGAAAAGGAGGCAGAGGAUGGGCUUUGUGGAUGUCCAGACCGGCUCCAAUAACGCAAUGGUGCCCCCUAGUGCUGCAGGAGGAAACAUCAAGGCUUAAUGUGCACUGUUAAUUCUACCAGCUCAUCAUAGUUGGGGAUUUUACUGACUUGAUAAGGUUUUUGAAUGUAUGCAUUAAUGCAGUCAGAUUUCAUUAACUACUUGUGUAAAAUGCGACAGAAUGUUACAGUUAUGACUGGGUUUUAUGGUUUUAUGGUAAAAGAAUAUAGCAUUUUCAUAUGUUUUGUUUGGUCAUAUUUUAAUGUAAUGAAAUAUUUGUAAUAUAUUUUGGUAUAAUUUUAUUAAUUAACUUAUACAUUUGUGCCAGCUUGUGAAAAGUGCCUAAGGCUGCAAUGGUCAUGUGAUAAUUUUUCUUGAUGCACCUGUUUAACAUGAAUUAGAGUUAUCAAAAAGGGUAAUGGGACAGAAUGUACAUAGCUAUUUAAUAAUGUAUUUAAGAUUAGACUAUGUUUUCUCAUUUUUUUCUUAAAUUUCUACAUACAUUUUUAAAAACAAACAAACAAACAAACAAAAAAAGCAAAAUUAUUUACAUGUAGUUCAUUUUUAUAUGGGAAGUGGGAGCAAUGUAUAAAAAAGAAGAAUUUAAUAAAACCAAGU
Messenger RNA from Hemibagrus wyckioides, 9045 nucleotides. It is a transcript of the gene itpr3, whose product is annotated as inositol 1,4,5-trisphosphate receptor, type 3. Bases 359 to 8488 code for a protein of 2709 amino acids. Gene Ontology annotation, molecular function: inositol 1,4,5 trisphosphate binding; inositol 1,4,5-trisphosphate-gated calcium channel activity. The transcript is spliced from 58 exons. Lineage: Eukaryota; Metazoa; Chordata; Actinopteri; Siluriformes; Bagridae. Gene Ontology annotation, biological process: calcium ion transmembrane transport. Gene Ontology annotation, cellular component: endoplasmic reticulum; membrane. The record is from RefSeq and is a predicted model, not a curated record.